Messenger RNA from Pseudo-nitzschia multistriata, 4388 nucleotides. The record is from the annotation of a GenBank genome assembly. NCBI's taxonomy places the organism in Eukaryota, Bacillariophyta, Bacillariophyceae, Bacillariales, Bacillariaceae.
CGGGUCAUGGAAGCUCUGUCAAGUCUAUUUCGGAUAAGAGAACGAUGYCAAGAAACGGGCAGAAWUAUCUGAGAAACAGCAACAUCCGAAAUCCGAACACACUCGCAGAUGACAUCAGCCAAAAUCGGAGUCAUGAUGACUUUCCGSAAAGCCGUAGUAUGAAUGACGAGGAUUUUUACACAUCCCUUCGAAAAACGGGACAAAACAAUACACGGGGAGCCACAGCAUCUUCUAACCUAGAGCAGAACCUCGAAGAGUACACAARUUUGAAAGAAACGGCUCAAGGUGCUCGAGAAACGAAACGCUGUCUGGUUGAGUGGAAAAGAAAAAUUCAAUCUCUCGAGGAAAAUUUGAGAGAUCAAGACUAUGCGAUGCAAGACGUUAUUGCUGAAAAUAAAACACUCGAAAAAGAAGURCAAAUGCUCAUCAGAUCACAAGCCRUGAAAAAGGACAUUGAUAAGCACACAAUUCAACGCAACAAGCUGCGGAGGAAGGAAGUGCAACUGGGAAAGGCCCUCUUGGUAGCCAGGAAGGAAAAUGAUAAACUGCGCGAGGAGUUGGACUCUCGAAAUGACAAGAGCGAACCUUACGGUGGUGAUAGUAGAAGAAUCACCGCACUCAACCUGCGGAGAAACGAUAUCCAAUCAGAACGAGAUCUAUCGKCGGCCGAAAGGGAUAAAGAAGGUUUACUAGAGGAAGUAGUUUCUUGCGACGCUAAGUUUCAGCAAAUGGAGGAAAGAAAUCAAAAGCUCGAGGAGGAAAUAAAAACCCUACAUUCUGAGCUCGAAAUCAGCCGAAGAAUUGUGCACACAAAGAGGAGCCUUCUGCGGAAGGAAAUGUYGGAKGAAACUAGGCAGCAAAUGCAUGAUGAAAUCACAGAGAGAUUGACGAUCGAGUUGACGGAGAAAAUUUUCAAAGAUCUAGAAGAUAGAAUGGGAAAAGAGARAGAGAGAGAGUUGACGARAUUGAGAAAAAUAGAUGACCAAAAGGUGCGGGAUGUGCAACAUCAAGUCCCUGUUCUUGAAAAAGAAAUUGAUCGUUUGCGCGAAAAGAUACACCAUGCAGGACAAUAUCACGAAAGAACAAUUGCGGAGCUCGAGGCCCAUUACGAAAAGAAGACGGAAACCAUGAUAAAGAACUUUUCUGAAACUAGAGAUAAGGAAGAGUUGAAUUUUAUAAAACGAGUCGACGAGUUGUCAACCCAGAACGAGCGUAUGAUUGCGCGCUUUGAGGAAGAAAAAGAAGAGUACGGAUCUCAARUGCGAGAAGAAGUCAAAAAAGAGAUGCAAAAAGAAAUACAGUUCUUGGCUGAUCAAGUGACGGAUCUCACGAAAGACUCAAUCUUACUUAUCGAGAAGGCAGCCGAUGAGAAGGAAUUAAGUGAAAAGAGCAUUCGCGAGCAACUAGCAAAAGAAAGAGAUGAAAUGUUGGCGGAAGCCGUUAAAGAAAAGGAAGCGUACGCMGAAACUAUCCGCGACGAGACAAUAAAAGAAAAGGAUGAAGAAAUAAAWAAAAUGAAAGAAGAGUUAGAAAAUAUUGUAAGUGAAAGAGAUUCGUUGCUGGAACAAGUGGAAAAAAAUAAAGUUAAUGAAAAAUUGUCCGGUGAAAGACAGGAUGAACUAGAGAAGUGCAAUCUUCGAUUGGAAGARCUGGAAGCCACCAAAGACUCAUUACUGAAAGCAGUAGAUGAGYUCGAAGGAAAACUAGGGUCCGCAGACGAGAAAUACACAAUGAGUGUCAAAGAGCUCAGCGCUUCAAAAUCUGCACUAGAAUCUUCAAAGAAUGAGGUAAUCAAGCUGAAGAAAAAUAAACGGGAUUUGAACGCAAAAAUCGAUGAGUAUAAACAAGUCUGCGAGGAAAUGUCCAACGAAGUCAGGAAAAUUAAAGGGCAUUUUAAAUACGCUGUACUCAUAGAAUACGAGGAAAAGAUACUCGAUCUAGAGGAUGAGAUACGAACUCUUCAWGGGGUCGUUGAAGAAUCGAAGAUAUCGAAUUCGGAGAACGAAGAUAUAAUUUCGAACCAAUCUUUGCUGUUGGAGCAAUACAAGGCCCAGCAACAUGCACACGACGCCGAAAUAAAAAAGAAUAAAAUUGAACUCAAUUCUGCGAUUUCAGAGGUAGAGUCYAAGGAUUCAAGACUAGCGGAGUUGAAGAGCGUAAUCUUAAAAAAGGAAGCUGAAGGGAGUAAAAUGCUUCAAGUUGUCAAAGACCUUCGAAAGUCACUUAAUGCGCAAGAAAACGAAAUGAUUAUCAUGCAAAAUGAAAAAGAAAGAUUAAAACAACUGGAUAUGUCAAUMCGGCUAUAUAGAGAAAAGUUGACCUCGGUGAAUAGAGAACUCGCUCUACACAAGUCACGYCUCGAACAUUGCCGGUGCAGUGGAAGCUCUGAAAACCGGAGUGGCAGUUUCAAGAAGUUUGAGCACGAUCAUUACGAAUCAGUAGAAAGCCCUGAACAYUUGCGAGAAAGAAUAGCAAGAUUGAGCACGAUGCUCAAGAUGGCAGAAAAGAAUCAGCACAAAGAAAAGAUAAAUUUUGAAGCAUCAAAGGAGCAGUAUAGUAAAGAUAUACUAGCUUGCAAAAAUGAAAYUGAAGAACUGCGAUCAGAGGUGUCGAGGUUGAAAAAUCUUCUGGAUCAAGCUCAGAAUGACUUGAGAGCAGUAUUGGAAAAAGGACCAGGGGGAAUGCAGCUUGYAGACGAAAUGCAUAGAAUUCAAAAUGAUAGCAUUGCCUCAAGUGAAGUAUUGACGAGGAAGCUUGCCACGGCAAAGGAUGACUAUAACCGUACGGUGAAACAAAUGGAAGAACGAAUCCAAGSUUUGUCCGCUGAAAGAGAUACUGUUCUUCUCAAAUUAGAGACAGCAGAGAAGACAGCUUACGAUACAACCAACACCCAUAYGCAACAAAAGUCUGAAUACGUGAAUAGAAUUCAAGAACUUGAAGAUGAGUUGAAAACUUGCAAUGAGGACAAAACAAAAGUUGCAAUGGAGUUAAAAAAAUCUAAGUCAUUGUUUAAGGAAGCAAUCAUUUCUUGGCGAGUCGAAGCCAGAGACCUAAAGGGGGAACUCGACCAACUGAAAGAAUCGAAAGAUCAUGACGUCUCMAAMUUUAAGGACUCRAUGCCCAACGAUGUUGGGGCUGACGCCCGUUCUGAACUCAAAGGCGAAAACUUCAUCCUUCCGCGCCACACUCAAUCUCUUCGUGACGAGUCAGAACAACSAGACGACAACUCAAAUUCAUCACAAAUUAUCGAARAAGAUGGUGAUAGCARGUCUCUUUCAUUGGACGAUGAGCACUCUCCAAAUAUUUAUCCUCUUUUUAGUGUUAGCGAAGAAGGCGAUUCAGAGAUGGAAAUGAGCCAUCGCUCUUCCUCUGAAAUUCACGACAACAUUGAAGAGUCCAACUCCGACUUCCGAGACGACGAAUCCGAGCAGUACAAAGGKGACGAAGAGAGGACACCRUCGCGUUCAUUUACAAAAAUGUUGGAAAUUAGCGAGCACACCACUUCUAUUGAGAUGAGGUUCGAUAAUCUUGACAAACGAUUUAAAAGCGACAAUGAAUCGAGUGCCCAUAAAAGCUUAAAACUUUUCAAGGACGAAUUCAGUAGGUACCUUGAGGGAAUAAACUCUCCGGAUACUAUCGACAGGAGUACUGUAAAAUCAGUAAUCGGUGUAUCGAGGAAAUUUCCAGAGWGUAAGAUUUCUCGUGCGCCACAACCCCAUGAUGAUGGUGAUCGAGACGAAGAUCAAAAUAUGCGUGAUCCAUCGAUGUCUCUAUCCAUGCGAAAUAGUGCUUCGGAUGCAGACAAUCGUGACGACAGCGUUGGCACCAGAACAAGCAAAAGCGUCAGAGACAUAUCUAAUGUACAAUCGAGUGAUUCAUCGUUUUUACAGCAGGGCAAGAUUGAUAUCGAAAGCCGUGACAGUACGAGUAGUGAUCGGGRAAUUAGCGAUAUACGCARACUUCUACAACACCAAAUGAUGGAGCUGCGAGAAAUGAGUAUUCAAGAGAGAAAGGUGGCACARAUCAAAUCUAGGGAAGUCGUUACACCGCACCAGCAAACGGAGCAGGAAUAUAACGCAAAGGAAAUACCGAAUAAAUUAAUUCCGAACRCCUAUCAACAGCAGACCACGACCUUUCCGAGAUCCUCCGAGGUGCAUCCUGGGGUUGUUGGUGCCUCAUCAUCUCCGUUCGAUGAAGUUCCUGAAAGAAGAGAUACUUUGCCGUUCGAUGAAUAUAGCUUCAAGGAAUAAUCUGUUGAUGAUGUCUAUCUUCGAUCAAUUUUGAUAGAAUGCGUGGGAAGGGUGGGGGCUAGGGGGACUUCACUGUAGUAGAAGUUAUCAGAGACGAUAUAACUAUUCUCAGGGGGAUAAUAAAAUUGAACCAAAUYA